CCGCCGGGGCAGCUGUAGGAUUUGGAAUGGAUCCUGACUUACAAAUUGAUAUCAUCACAGAGCUGGAUCUGGUGAAUACAACCCUGGGGGUAACACAAGUGUCAGGACUACACAAUGCCAGCAAAGCAUUUUUAUUCCAAGAUACAGAAAGAGAAAUCCACGCAGCACCCCAUGUGAGUGAGAAAUUAAUUCAGCUCUUCCGGAAUAAAAGUGAGUUCACGUUUCUGGCCACUCUGCAACAAAAGCCAUCGACUUCUGGAGUUAUACUGUCCAUCAGAGAGUUAGAGCACAGCUAUUUUGAGCUGGAGAGCAGUGGCCUGCGGGAUGAGAUCAGGUAUCACUACAGGUUUAAUGGGAAGACAAGAACAGAGGUGUUCCCAUAUCGCCUGGCAGAUGGACAGUGGCACAAGAUUGCUGUGUCACUUAGUGCAUCCCAUCUCCUGCUCCACGUGGACUGCAACAGGAUUUAUGAACGUGUCAUUGAUCCCCCAGAAACGAAUUUGACACCUGAAAGCAAUUUAUGGCUUGGACAGAGGAACAGGAGACAUGGUUUCUUUAAGGGUGUUAUUCAAGAUGUGAAAGUCAUCUUUAUACCUAAUGGAUAUAUAACACAGUGUCCUAAUCUGAAUCGCACAUGCCCAACCUGCAGUGAUUUCUUAAGUCUGGUGCAAGGAAUCAUGGAUUUGCAAGAACUCCUGGCAAAAAUGACUGCAAAAUUAAAUUAUGCAGAAACAAGACUGAGUCAAUUGGAAGACUGUCAUUGUGAGAAGACUUGUCAAGUAAAUGGAUUGAUCUACAGAGACAAAGACUCAUGGGUUGAAGAUGAUCACUGCAGGAAUUGCACAUGCAAAGGCGGAGUUGUGGAAUGCCGAAGGAUGUCCUGUCCCCCUCUGGAAUGCCCUCCCGACGGCCUCCCGGUGCACGUGGAAGGCCAGUGCUGCAAAGUGUGCAAGGCCAAGUGUAUCUAUGGAGGCAAAGUGCUAGCAGAAGGUCAACGAGUAUUAACCAAGAGCUGCAGGGAAUGUCGAAAUGGAGUUUUAGUAAAAGUAACAGAGACUUGUCCACCACUGAACUGCUCAGAAAAAGAUCACGUUCUUCCAGAGAACCAGUGUUGCAGUGUUUGUAGAGGCCAUAACUUCUGUGCAGAAGGACACAGAUGUGGUGAAAAUUCAGAGUGCAAAAACUGGAACACAAAAGCCACUUGUGAAUGCAAGAACGGUUAUCUGUCUGUCCAAGGGGACUCUGCAUACUGUGAAGACAUUGAUGAGUGUGCUGCCAAGAUGCACUAUUGCCACGCCAACACCGUGUGUGUGAACCUGCCUGGCUCCUACCGCUGUGACUGUGUCAUGGGCUAUGUCCGUGUGGAUGACUUCUCCUGCACAGAGCAUGAUGAGUGUGGCAGUGGGCAGCACAACUGUGAUGAGAAUGCAAUCUGCACCAACACCAUCAGGGGACACAGCUGCACCUGCAAACCUGGGUACGUGGGCAACGGGACCAUCUGCCGAGCAUUCUGUGAAGAAGGGUGCAGAUAUGGUGGAACUUGUGUAGCUCCUAACAAAUGUGUCUGCCCUUCUGGAUUCACUGGAAGUCAUUGUGAGAAAG
Messenger RNA from Sturnus vulgaris (Common starling), 1602 nucleotides. NCBI's taxonomy places the organism in Eukaryota, Metazoa, Chordata, Aves, Passeriformes, Sturnidae. The record is from RefSeq and is a predicted model, not a curated record.